AUGCAACAGCUACAACAAAUAGCUAACCGUGAGCAAGAGAUGCUGGUGGUUGACUUGGAAGACAUUGCAGAACAUGAAAAGACGGUCGCGGAACUAGUUAAUCGCAUUCGUCAGAACACUCGACGAUAUGUCAUACUGUUCAGCGAAGUGGUGGACAAGCUCAUGCCGGUCCCUACCAAGGACAUUAGCGAACAAGAUGAAGUUAUUGACGUCAUCCUGCAUCAACGAAGAGAGAGAAACGAGAGACUUGACGGGGCGCAGGAGGGCUUCCCGGAUCAUUUGCUCAGACGAUACAAUCUCUACUUUCGACCUCUACUGUCUGACAUUGCUAUGGCUGUACGCGACGUCAAAGGCACUCAUCUAGGCAAGCUCAUUACGGUACGCGGUAUCGUAACGCGCGUGUCCGAGGUCAAGCCACUGUUGAAAGUGAACGCGUAUACGUGCGAUGUCUGCGGUUCGGAGACAUUCCAGGAGGUUUCUAGCAAACAGUUCACGCCCAUAUUCGAUUGUCAGAACGAAAACGAAUGUAAAAAGAACGGCAUACAUGGCUCAUUGCACAUGCAGACGCGAGCCUGCCGAUUCAGUCCGUUCCAGGAGGUGAAAAUCCAGGAGAUGGCGGAUCAAGUUCCUGUUGGCCACAUUCCUCGUUCGAUGACCGUACAUGUUCAUGGAAGCCUCACGCGGCAGAUGAGCCCGGGGGAUGUUGUACACCUUGGCGGGAUCUUCCUUCCCAUCCCAUAUACUGGAUACCAAGCCGUUCGCGCUGGUCUUCUCACCGAUACCUACCUAGAGGUGAACUAUAUCUUUCAGUUGAAGAAACAAUACAGCAACAUGGAGAUUACACCAGAGAUCCGGCAGCAGCUCAUUGAGCUCAAGGACGACCCGCAGCUGUACAGUAAGCUUGCGCAGAGUAUUGCUCCGGAAAUCUACGGCCAUGUCGAUGUGAAGAAAGCUCUCCUACUGCUGCUCGUUGGUGGCGUUACCAAGACACUAGGGGACGGUAUGAAAAUUCGUGGAGAUCUCAACGUUUGCCUGAUGGGCGACCCCGGUGUGGCGAAGUCCCAGCUUCUCAAGUAUAUCUCGAAGGUUGCCCCGCGCGGGGUGUACACCACGGGAAAGGGCUCUUCUGGCGUCGGUCUAACAGCAGCUGUUAUGCGGGACCCUGUCACCGACGAAAUGGUCCUUGAGGGUGGUGCGCUUGUUUUGGCCGACAAUGGCAUCUGCUGUAUUGAUGAGUUUGACAAGAUGGAGGAAUCUGAUCGAACAGCCAUCCACGAAGUCAUGGAGCAGCAGACGAUAUCCAUAUCUAAGGCCGGCAUCUCGACAACGCUGAAUGCACGCACCUCCAUCUUGGCUGCCGCUAACCCUCUUUACGGUCGCUAUAACCCUAAACUGUCGCCAGUCGAGAACAUCAACCUUCCUGCCGCUCUGCUGUCCCGAUUUGACCUCCUGUUCUUGAUUCUGGACAAGCCCACAAGGGACGACGACGAACGACUUGCACAGCAUGUCACACAUGUGCACAUGUACAACACGCACCCCGAGCUUGAAUUCCAACUCGUUGAUCCACAUCUCGUCAGACAUUACAUCGCCCUUGCUCGCCAACGGCGCCCAACGGUCCCGCCAGAAGUCUCUAACUAUGUCGUUGAGUCCUAUGUGCGCCUGCGCAAGGUCUCCAAAGACGAGGAGAUGCAGAAGAAGUCGCACACAUACACUUCCGCACGGACUUUGCUUGGUGUUCUCCGGCUUGCGCAAGCCCUUUGCCGUUUGCGGUUCUCUGAUUAUGUCAGCCAGGAAGAUGUCGACGAGGCUCUGCGUCUGAUGGAGGUGAGCAAGGUGAGCUUGCAAGAAGAGGACGACGAGGAGCGCGAGCACGACCGCUCCGACGUGAGCAAGAUCUACAGGCUCAUCUUGCAAAUGAUGACCGACCAUCGGUCUGGCGACUCGGACGACGAGGAUCUCGAUGAACUGUCUUUGAUCGACAUCCGUGCUCGCGUUCUCAGAAGUGGUUUCACAGAAGCCCAGCUAAUGGAAACGAUUGUGGAGUACGAAAAUAUGGACGUGUGGACACGCGUGGCGAAUAACUCAAAGCUACGGCUCAUCAAUUCAAUAGACAGCUGA
Messenger RNA from Postia placenta MAD-698-R-SB12, 2118 nucleotides. RefSeq lists its product as hypothetical. NCBI's taxonomy places the organism in Eukaryota, Fungi, Basidiomycota, Agaricomycetes, Polyporales, Adustoporiaceae. Gene Ontology annotation, biological process: double-strand break repair via break-induced replication; DNA replication initiation; DNA replication. The transcript has 9 exons. The record is from RefSeq and is a predicted model, not a curated record. Bases 1 to 2118 code for a protein of 705 amino acids. Gene Ontology annotation, cellular component: nucleus; MCM complex. Gene Ontology annotation, molecular function: ATP binding; single-stranded DNA helicase activity; single-stranded DNA binding.